Messenger RNA from Doryrhamphus excisus (bluestripe pipefish), 8829 nucleotides. It is a transcript of the gene cntnap1, whose product is annotated as contactin associated protein 1. Lineage: Eukaryota; Metazoa; Chordata; Actinopteri; Syngnathiformes; Syngnathidae. The record is from RefSeq and is a predicted model, not a curated record.
GUAUUAUCAUCAUCAUCAUCAUCAUCAUUCCCUAACCUGUUCUGGAAUGUUCGAGAGCGCUGCGUACCUGCAGGGCAAGGUCACCGGGAACCUUUCUGUCCAGCUUGCAGGCCUAUUUUGGGGAUGAUGGUUUCCUAGACGGACUCAACAUCACAGCGGCUUACAAGCGGGGGGGAAAUGUGCCAAAUCAGGAUAUGAAAUCUCAGACGAGAGGACAUAUUUUGUGCCUGGUGAUAGCAUCCAGACAGCAGAUGGAUUUUUUUUUUUUUUAUAAAAUUGGCAUUUUAAAAAAGACUUCCAUAUAAGAAACUUUCUUUUGUGGACUCAAGCAACCUGAAUACUGCAUACAUUUUGUACUACUACUGUACUUCCCUGGCUGUUUUUAUGCAGUAGAAUCACAGCAUUCAACAUUUUGAAGGAUUUAACAAAAAAAAAAAGAAGACGAGGCGCGCGCUCACGGCGCUGUUCAUCAGCACCAGCACCCCAUGCGCGUCCCCGCACCGGUAGAGGCUGCCCGAGAUCCCGGGAAGAGGAGAGUUGGAUGAGUUAAAGUUGAGGGUUACGGGGUGGUGAUGGUGAUGAGAGGGGGACAUUCUACAUUCUGAUAUUUUUCCACGCAGAGGGGUGUGGGGGGAAAAAAGGCAGCCUUAAAAUUGAAUGAUGACUUGCAACAUAUUGACUUUAUUCCUCUUCUGUUUGGCUGUGCGGCAUUGCUCAUCACAAGAAUGUGUGGACCCGCUGGUGUCUGGCUUGUACGCAUCGUCCUUCCUGGCCUCCUCCAGAUAUAACUUCCUCUACUCCGCCAAUUUCGCCAAGUUGUAUGGUAGCAGCGGCUGGUCGCCGUCACCCAGGGAUCGACAGCCAUGGCUGCAGGUGGAUCUUGGCAGAAAGUACCGCCUGAGGGCCAUCGCCACCCAGGGCACCUUCAACUCGUACGACUGGGUCACAAAGUACACCCUUCUCUAUGGGGACAGGCCGGAUUCCUGGACGCCAUACAUCAUGAAAGGAGGCAACUCUACCCUGCCUGGAAACUGGAAUUAUUACCAGGUGAAGAGAAAUGUCUUCCAUUAUGCCUUUACCGCAAAACACAUUCGCCUGCUGCCUUUGGCGUGGAACACAGAGAACGGAGGGAAGAUCGGCGUGAGGCUGGAGCUGUUUGGAUGCCAUUAUGAUUCUUAUGUACUGCAGUACAAUGGGGAUGACUCAGUGGUCUAUGAGUAUCCCGGGAAGAGGUCCCGAACACUCAAUGACCACAUUGCCAUAAACUUUAAAACACUGGAGCAGGACGGACUGCUGCUACACAGCGAGGGGGUCCAGGGAGACCUCUUUACCCUUGAGCUGAAGCGAGGACGUCUCUACCUGCAUAUCGGCCUCGGAAGCAGCGUCAUACAUAAAACUGAUGGUCGCACGACUCUGGUGGCUGGAAGCCUUUUGGAUAAUCUCCAUUGGCACUACGUCACGAUCAAGCGAUCUGGUCGACAGGUAAACUUCACGGUAGACAGCCACACAGUGACGGCCAUCUGUAACGGAGAAUUCAGUCACUUGGAUCUGGACAAUAAGUUGUAUGUCGGCGGAGUGAUAGAACCAAACAUGCCUCAUCUGCCCACCACUCCGAAUUUCCGUGGCUGCCUGGAGAACGUCUUCAUCAAUGACGUCAAUAUCAUCUACAAGGCUAAGAGAGAAGAAGAAGACAUCGUCAUACCAAGAAAGAAAAAGAUGCACUUCGCCUGUCGUGACAUUCUCCUCAAACCGAUGACCUUUGCCGGACCCAACAACUACCUGCAAGUUCCGGGCUUCUUCAGGAGGCCACGGAUGUUUGUCAAGUUCAAGUUCCGCUCGUGGGACUACACAGGGCUGCUCAUGUUCACGAGUUUCGCAGAUGACCUGGGUGCCCUGGAGUUGGGUCUAAGCGAGGGCCAAAUCAACGUAACAAUCUUCCAGCCCGGGAAGAAGAAAUUGCAGUUUGCUGCAGGUUACAGGCUUAACGAUGGUUACUGGCAUUCAGUGGAUUUGGCAGCCAGAGAUAACCUCCUCACACUCACAAUCGACGAGGAAGAGGGUUCCCCGCUGAAGAUCACCAACCCCUUCACAAUACGCACAGGGGACCGCUACUUUUUUGGAGGAUGUCCGAAAACCAACAACACAAUACGAAAGUGUGAGACCAAGCUAAACCGCUUCCACGGCUGCAUGCAGCACAUCUUCAUCGACAACGAGCAGCUUGACAUUGACAUUAUCUUGCAGCGACAGUGGGGGCGCUAUGCUGAACUGCUGUUAGGAACAUGUGGCAUCACCGACAGAUGUAGUCCCAAUCCCUGUGAGCACGAAGGCAGAUGCAUCCAAUCCUGGGAUGACUUCAUCUGUCUGUGUGAAAACACCGGCUAUAAAGGAGAAGUGUGUCAUAUGUCUGUUUAUAAAGAGUCAUGCGAAGCCUACAGGCUCAGUGGCAAGUACUGGUCUGGAAAUUACACCAUUGAUCCGGAUCUGAGCGGACCGCUGAAGCCAUUUGAGGUGUACUGUAAAAUGAAAUCCUACAAAGCUUGGACCGUGAUCAUGCAUGACCGCGUGGACGGCACCAAGGUGAAGGGGAGUUCGAUUGACAAGCCGUACAUCGGUGACGUCAACUACUGGAAUGCUACCUGGGAUGAUGUCACGGCCGUCGCCAACACUUCCAUGUACUGCGAGCAGUGGGUGGACUACUCCUGCUACAAAUCCCGUUUCCUCAACACGCCCGACGGACGACCUUUUGGUUACUGGAUCGGCCGCAACAAUGAAAGUCAUUACUACUGGGGCGGAACAUUCCGAGAAGUCCAAAAGUGCGGUUGCGCCAUCAACCAAACCUGCAUCGACCCCAAGUAUCAAUGCAACUGUGAUGCAGACUACAGACAAUGGUACGCGGAUAAAGGCUACCUGGACUUUAGGGACCACCUUCCUGUCAGGAGGGUGGUGAUUGGCGACACCAACAGGACCGGCUCAGAAGCACAGUUCACAGUAGGACCCCUUCGCUGCCAUGGCGAUAGAAACAUCUGGAACACGAUAUCCUUCACCAAGCCCGCCAACAUCACCUUCCCGACCUUCAAGCCGGGUUCCAGUGCCGACAUCUCCUUCCACUUCAAAACCUAUCGAUACGACUCUGUCUUUUUGGAGAACUCGGAUGACCACCUUCGGAACUUUAUUCGGAUAGAGCUCAAUACCACCCAUAAUAUUGUAUUCAUAUUCAUGGUGGGGGACGGCAUCCAGAACGUGACCCUACGCUCCCCUGUACCACUCAAUGAUAACGAGUGGCACUUCGUUCAAGCCGAGAUCAACGUCAAGUUGGCUCGGAUCAAAGUCGACUACCAACCUUGGGCGGUCAGGCGUUUCCCGAGUCAGACUUACGUAACCAUGAAGUUCACCAAUCCUCUUGUAGUAGGUUCACGGAACUUCACCCAGAAACCUUUUUUGGGUUGCCUAAGAGGAUUACGGUUGAACGGUGUUCCCCUGGAUUUGGAAGGGAAGGUGGAUGAAGAACGAGGUAUUAGAAGGAACUGUACGGGACAGUGUCUCAACGCCACUAUACCGUGUCGCAACAGUGGACAGUGUAUCGAAGGUUACGCUUCCUACACCUGUGACUGCAAUAACACCGCCUUUGAUGGCUUCUACUGCCAUAAAGACAUCGGUGCCUACUUCGAGUUGGGCUCCUGGCUGAGGUAUAACGUGCGGAAGAAACCGAUAUCCGAUGAGGCGGCUUGGGCCAACUGGAUCGACCCGCAUUAUGACAAUUUCAGCUUGGGCUACAACGACACGGCGGAUGAUAUCGAGUUCAGUUUCAGCACCGUUUACACUCCGGCUGUGUUGCUCUACAUCAGCUCCUUCGUCCAUGACUACAUCGCUGUGGUACUCAAGACCGACGGUAGCGUAGAUCUGAGGUAUAAACUGGGACUCAUUACCCACAAGUACGAGCUGACUCGAAGGAACCUGGCAGACGGAUACCCGCAUUAUAUCAACAUAACCAGACACAACAGGACCAUCAAAACACAGGUUGAUUUCAUGGAGCCUAUUGUGGAGAAAAUCACUUUAGUGGAGGACGCAAGGUUUGACUCCCCAAAAUCCAUGUUCCUGGGCAGAGUGAUGGAGGUCGGAGACAUUGACUACGAGAUCCAGAGACACAACGCCCCGGGUUUUAUCGGCUGCAUAUCCGGAGUGAGGUACAACGUCUACGCCCCGUUAAAGGCUCUCUUCCGACCCAAUGAAACAGAUCCUCCGGUAACGACACAAGGUUACGUUUCCGAGUCCAACUGUGGCGCAUUUCCGCCGAUCCUCGGUUACGUCCCUUGGGAAGUAGAUCCGUGGUUUACUACCAUAGAGUAUAUAUACAUCCAUGACGACCUUGGCCUGUUUUGGAUAAUAGUUAUCGCCAUCCUGGCACUGCUGUUGCUGCUGGCGGGCUUGUACGCCAUCUACGUGUACGCGUACCAGCAGAAGGGCAGCUACCGCACCAACGAGCCCAAAAACCUGGAGUCCCCCAGCAGUUCCCGACCCCUCACGGAAACACUGAGACGGGAUAAGAAGAGCCUGGCCGGAAUCGAAGAGUAGAAGUGGACAGUGGAAGCUAAGCUAACAAGGGGGACCAAUGGGACAUUGACUUUGGGGAGCACUCGUGUUAUGUUAGUUCAUUUGCAUUGAUUACUUUGGUAUUGCUAGUGGGUUUGACACAGUGGACGGCCUCAAUCAUAUCUGAAAGGGGGGGGGGGGGGGGUUAGCGAGCAUCACCGUCAAUUCCACCAUCCAGCCAAAGGGAUUAGCCACACUACACUAGCUAAUGCAUGUUUUGGUGUCCAUCAGGGAUGUGUUCUAGGUCCCACAUUGUUCAGUACUAACAGGAUACAGAAUACGUACGAUUGGAGUUCUUGACUUUGUAGGUGAUGCCGACCUUGAUGUUACUGGAGAACCAAUCUCUGGAAUCGUCCUCGAUGUCCUGGUUGAAGACUGAAAACGCAGACAGUCAAUCAUUUUUUCCGGAAACUGAUCUCGGUUCAGUGUUGGAACUGAUAUAGGAGUUUAACUUACCUUGUUCUGGAACCAAUGAACCAGUUAUUUACAUUCUUUAGAGUCCUGGUGCUCCUGUUCUUACUUUACGGCUGUGAGACCUCAAUAUUAACCUGUGACGGCAGAUUGUACUCUUUUUGGUACAAAGUCUCCGAGAUCCGAAUAGGAUAAUCUUAUAUUGUGAUCGCCAACUAAGACCACGAAUGAUCCAACUAAUGUUGGGUGUUCAGAACCCAAAAUGAUCACUUCAGGCAUAUACAGUAAACCUCGGAUAUAUCGGAUUCAAUUGUUCCCACUGGUUUUGUCCGAUAUAAGCGAAAUCCGUUAUAUGCGUAUACCGGAAAAUGUCCGUUUUACGCAUAUAUCGGAUUUAUAUCUGGUAUAUGCGUAAAUCGGAUUUUAUCCGUUAUAAAAAGGCACUUCCUUGACUAUGUUUCCAAUGUACAUGGACGCGCAGGCAACGCUGCAAAUGACGUCGUAUAGCGGCCUGUCACGAUUCGGCGAAUCGGAGCACCACGAUGCGGCCAUCCGAUAUAUGCGAGGGAAAUUUAAUGGAAAUGCAUUGGAACGGGACUGGAGAUUUUGUCCGAAAUAGGCGAAAUCCGUUAUAAAAAAUCCGAUAUAUGCAAUGAAUUUUUAUUGGAAAUGCAUUACAGAAAAAUCGGUUCUUUUUUAUCUGUCCGUUGUGAGCGAAUUUCCGAUAUAUCCGAGUCCGAUAUAUCCGAGGUUUACUGUAUGUCCGACACUGCAAAGUUAGCCCAAUUAAAAGGUUGAAAUAAUUUAUGUCAAAAUUUUGAAGCAACAUUUUCCAGCAAUAAGCACAGGGUGCAAGUACUUCUACUUGAAACAGGAAUGAAAUAAAAGUACAUGCUAAUUUAGUGUACAAGGUUAUAUUUAGACUAUUUAAAAAUACAAAAAUUACAAAACUUUGUUGUAAAUAUUGCACAGAGUGGUGAACAGUGAACAGGGAUGGAGUGAGGUUCCUAAAGUACAUAUCCAAAUAGAAUAUUGCAAUACCGUAGUUACUUACAUAUAUGCAGUGAUGAUGUGACGUUUAUUCUGUAGUAUGCGCCCCAGAAAAAAAAACACAGGAAGUCAAAAUCCAUGCUUUGUACUGCUUCCCAUGUAAAAAAAAAAAAAAAGGUAACUUUAUUAUAAAUAGCUGGUGAAGGACCACUUGAAGGGGGUCUGGUGGGGUGUGGGGGGGGGUAUAACAUUGGAUGUAAAUACUACAAUACCAUAAUUAACCUACAGAGGUGUGGAAGUGGAUGGAGUUAGCUUCCACGAGGUGUAAAAGUAGAUCAAGAAAAUGUAAAAUUAAUUAAAAAAAUACAUUAUGGAGUCUUGAGAACUGUGGAAAAAGUUCCAAAAAGCAUUCCGAUGAGUUAAACCCACUAGCAAAAGCCAUCAAGGACUAAAAGUCCCAACUCAAAUCACGACCUGUUUAAUACAUUAAAUCAUAUUUUAUUUACUUUUUAACGUUUGAACCCCCAUUGGAUGGGAUCCGAUGCCUGGUGCUGUACAUAGUUUGUAUUUUGCAAUAAGAAAGUCAACCCCCCCACCCCCACACACACUUAUUUUUGCCAGUCGCCAACAAGUCUCACUCUGUCCUGCAGGGUGAAAUACUGAAGUGCCUCAUCUGAGCAAGCUUGACCCCCCCCCUUAAGUAACUAGAUAUGAAAAUUAAUUCUAACUUAACCUCCUGAUAUCCGACUGUACGUGAAAGCUAUACCUUCAUUGACGACAAUCUCUCCGUGAUUACUUCAAAAAUAUACGAAAAAAAUAACAAAACAAGACUUGUUUGUGAAUGAAAUAUGCUGGCAAAGAAUGAAUACAAAUAUUACAAGACAUAAAAUACUGUAAGUUUCAAGCAUAACUGUGCAUCACGUAUACACAAAGUACGUGGUAAACAAACAAUACUGUGUUAGUCGUGCUGUACAGUAGAUCGCAGCUUUGCCGGUGGCAGUAUUUACUUAAAAAUAUAAUACUGUAAUAAUAAUAAUAAUAAUGAGGUGGCGAAUUGACGACCAUACUAGGUGCUUUCACUUGCAUGGUUAGCAUAAUUUGGUAGUUUGUAAACAUGGGUCUGUUCCCACCUUGGUGCGGUUCCUUUUCAUAACAAAAAAAAACCCAAAACACCUGACAUUGCAACUUGUAAACAGGAAUUGCUAACAGUGCUAACAAAGACAACAUGCCAGAAACGGUCAUAAUUACAUGGAUAAUGUAGCAGUAGCAGACUGACGUAUAAAAACAACAUGGUGCUAACCGUUUCAUAACUCAAAGCAAUUUGACGUAUGUAAAAUUUAGCCAAACAUUGAACUCCUCCGCCAUGACACCUGCGUGCUUUGUUUGUACUGUACUGUGUAUUUAUUAUCAAUAAAUAUGUACUUACUGUAACUAAUACUAAAAAUACCAUCAGUAAGUUUGUUGCAAAAUUAUUAUUUGAUACAAAAAAAAAAAUUCUGGAAAAAUUACAUAUUUAAUUCUUGAAAAAUAUUUUGCUAUUUUGACUUUUUUUUUGUAAAAUUAUAUUUUUUGUAAAAUAAUGUCAUAAACCCGACUAUUCUUGUAGUUGAAAUGUGAAAACAAACAAAAAAAAUAAUUUACCAGCUAAAAUAAUGUUUAAAGUUGGUUUAAAAAAUUGGUAAAAAUAAGUCCCAAUUAGAAAAAAAAUGCACUUUUUUCUCGGAUUUUGCACAAUUUCAUGGCGGAGACCGAGGAUCUUGGUCUCUAAAAGUUUGGUGAGCACUUCUUUAAAGCUUAAAUUUAUGAUUUCCAAUUCCGUCAAUACCACAACCAUAUGAACCGCACCAAGGCGGAAAGGUUUAAAAGAGAUUAAAAAAGGUGCUAAUGUAUUUUCACCCAAAAUCACUGUAAACGUACGGGUGGGGGGGUGAGGGGGGGGGCAUAAUGGUGUAACGCUAACUUUUUACUGAUAUUUCAUGCGUCUUAUGGUAGCGUCCCAUUCAACUCAGAUGCGACUUUAAGUUUGAGCUUUGCAGUAGCAGUCAUUACUAUGUUACUGUUCCUUUAAGAGACUUUAAUUCCAUUUUGACGUUUAAGCUAGCUUUACAGAAAGCUCAGGACAGACAGAGAAAGUACAAUUACUUGCUCCCUUUAGCUAUUGGAAUGUACAUUUCUUAGUUUCUACUUUUGAAUUGCUUGAUUGUACAGAGGGAUGAUGCUAAAAGUACAAAACUACUGCGUGCGGCUAACAAUGUAUGCUAAUGUACUGAUAGAUGCUGGCAAUGAUAACACUAUAUUUUUGAAGAAUACGCUGUAAAGAUGAAUGUAAACGGCAGGAUUAGGUGUUUAAAAUGAACACUGACAAAAUGUAUUACUGUUAGCUUGUUAGCUUAGCAUCUCACUUACCACGCACUGUCCAUGAAGUGUGUUUGUUUACUUGCUCUUGUCUUUUAAUUUGGCAUGACUCAUGUCUUUUUCUUAGCUAACUUCCUGGUAGCCUAGCUAACUUCCUGGUUGACUGGCUUGCUUCCUGUUUGUCUUGACAACUUCCUGGUUGCCUGGCUAACUAACUGUUUGGCUGGCUAGCUUCCUGGUAGUAUUUGCCAACAACCCAGAUUCACUUCCUGUUGCACACAAUUAAAGGCAAUUUAGGGUGACAAGAGCCUUAAAUGCCCACUAGAGGGGGCAAGAUGUUGUUUAGCCGAGUUCCAUCAAAACACUAAUUCCGGUUUGUGCUCUCACUUUAUCUUUGUGUCACUGUAAAUGUCCAUUAUUAUGAUUAUUAUCAUUAUUGUAUAUAUAAACCAAAUUCACCUCAAUAAAAAAAAUCCUGAAGGA